Molecule: messenger RNA, 4983 nt
Organism: Mus caroli (Ryukyu mouse)
Lineage: Eukaryota; Metazoa; Chordata; Mammalia; Rodentia; Muridae
Gene: Prkar2a
Product: protein kinase cAMP-dependent type II regulatory subunit alpha
Biological process (GO): negative regulation of cAMP-dependent protein kinase activity
Cellular component (GO): cytosol; cAMP-dependent protein kinase complex
Molecular function (GO): cAMP binding; cAMP-dependent protein kinase inhibitor activity; protein kinase A catalytic subunit binding
Source: RefSeq, a predicted model, not a curated record
ACAACCCGGGCGCCUGCCGCGCCCGUCCAGCUCGCCUGCCCGGCGGUCCCCGCGGCGGCGCGGCGGCGGCGGCGGCGGCGGCUGCGGCCGGGUGACAACAGCAGCGGCGCCAGGCUGGCUUGCUAGCGGAAGGGUCGCGCGGCCCGCACAAUAAACUCAGACCCGGCCAGAAUAACGCGCGACGCGAGGAAGGCCGAGACGGGCCGCGCGGGAGACCGCGGGCACGGAGUGACAGGCCGGCGUGAGGGAGCGCGCAGGUUGCAGCCGCCGGCGGCCCCGACCCGCCGGGCCCCUCGGACGUCGCAGGCAUGAGCCACAUCCAGAUCCCCGCGGGGCUCACGGAGCUGCUGCAGGGCUACACCGUGGAGGUGCUUCGGCAACAGCCGCCCGACCUGGUCGACUUCGCGGUGGAGUACUUCACACGCCUGCGCGAGGCCCGCCGCCAGGAAUCAGACACGUUCAUCGUCUCCCCGACGACCUUUCACACGCAGGAGUCCAGCGCUGUCCCCGUCGUCGAGGAGGACGGGGAGAGUGACUCGGACUCGGAAGAUGCCGAUCUGGAAGUUCCGGUUCCUAGCAAAUUUACUAGACGAGUAUCAGUCUGUGCAGAAACGUUUAACCCCGAUGAAGAAGAGGAGGAUAAUGAUCCAAGGGUGGUUCAUCCCAAAACUGAUGAGCAGAGGUGCCGGCUUCAGGAGGCUUGUAAGGACAUUCUUCUUUUCAAAAACCUCGAUCAGGAACAGCUUUCUCAAGUUCUGGAUGCCAUGUUUGAAAAGAUUGUCAAAACUGACGAGCAUGUCAUUGACCAAGGCGACGACGGGGACAACUUUUAUGUCAUAGAACGGGGAACCUAUGACAUUUUAGUAACGAAAGAUAAUCAAACACGUUCUGUCGGUCAGUAUGACAACCGUGGCAGUUUUGGAGAACUAGCUCUGAUGUACAAUACCCCGAGAGCUGCUACCAUCAUCGCCACCUCAGAAGGCUCCCUUUGGGGAUUGGACCGGGUGACUUUUAGAAGAAUCAUAGUGAAAAACAAUGCAAAGAAGAGGAAGAUGUUUGAAUCAUUUAUUGAGUCUGUUCCACUCUUUAAGUCACUAGAGAUGUCAGAACGAAUGAAGAUUGUGGAUGUGAUCGGGGAAAAGAUCUAUAAGGACGGAGAGCGAAUAAUCGCGCAGGGUGAAAAGGCCGACAGCUUCUAUAUCAUAGAGUCUGGGGAAGUGAGCAUCUUGAUUAGAAGCAAGACUAAGUCGAACAAGAAUGGAGGGAACCAGGAGGUCGAGAUUGCCCAUUGCCAUAAGGGGCAGUACUUCGGAGAACUUGCCCUGGUCACCAACAAACCCAGAGCUGCUUCCGCUUACGCGGUUGGAGAUGUCAAAUGCUUAGUUAUGGAUGUUCAAGCAUUUGAGAGGCUUCUGGGCCCCUGCAUGGACAUCAUGAAGAGGAACAUCUCACAUUACGAAGAACAGCUGGUGAAGAUGUUUGGCUCCAACUUGGAUCUGAUGGACCCCGGGCAGUAGAUGUGAUGAAUCUUGGAGCUUUCUCAGUGUGAUACCAAAACCUUCCAGUCAGCCACAAGAACACACACAGAAAACAGACACGACAGAACCGUUCCUGCUGCUGUCUCCGCCGCUGCCAUUGCUGUGGUUAAGGGCAUUUAGAAAUCUUGAAAGUCAGCACUGAAAGAUGGAUGGAGGCUCCACCCACACCCACCCUCCACUUUGCUUCUGAACGCCAUCUUAGACACUUAUGUCAUGAUUACUCCAACCCAGGUUUCACCUUUGGUUCAGAAUGGCAUGUCUCUCCAGCAAUUUAAGUGCCUGAUACAAAGUCCAAAGCGUAACACCCUCCUUUCCUCUCUUGCUGCUAACGUUGCUUCUGAAAGUUCUAAGGUCUGCAGAAACCUGUUGAGUAGCUGUAGACAACACCUCCAGUCCUUCUCAAGGGAGAAAUCGGUAGAGCCUUCCGUCUCGUUUGUCUUUUAGAAAGUCCAUAGUGUGUUCACAAUGCUGCUUUACUCUCACAGUGGAAGGUGGUAGCAGUUAUACUGGAGGUCUCUGCCCCAGAGGCUCUGUCCUAUUUGCUGGCAGCUACACACUUUACAGCUGUGUCUAAGCUCAGAAAGAGGCCCUUUUGAAGGCCCAGCAGGUCCGUAUGGACAGACUGAGCACUGAGACUCACGUUAGCAGGAAACUUGGAUUCAGCGCUCUUUCCAGUAGUAGCCAGGAAAGGUUAUCUGGGUUAGGGUUUUUGUUGUUUGUAUUUAGUAGGUUUUUGUUUUGUUUUGUUUUGUUUAACCUCUGUGCUGUUUACAUAAACAAAUUGCUAUUCUUUUCUAAGGAGCCAGGGGUGGCUGGUUAGCUCAGCUGGUCAGAGCAUGGUGCUGAUAUGAGGAGCCAGGGUCUGGAGGUGUUGUCACUUUAUCUGACCUGAGUACUUCCCUAGUGAGCCCUGCCUGUCCCUUUCCCUGGCUGAUAGCGGGAAGCCAUCAGGAGGCUGUGCUGCACAGAGAACUCCUUCCCUUCUAGCGUUACUGCAUAGCGUGCCUAGAAAUCAUCAGUUUUUAAACUCUUAACAAAGAAGCUAUUUUUUUUUAAGGAAAUUAUUUCUCUAUUUAGAGAAUUCACCUUGGAUGUAUUCAUAUACAUGGAGUUUGUCCACUGACUCAGGCAUUUGUCCUAAAUAUCCGUUUUCAAAACUAGGUAUCGUUGGGGUAGGGGCUGGGUGCAGCUCAGUGACGAAGCACACGGAGCACGUGCAAGGCUCUGGGUUUGGUCUCCAGCACUGUAACAGCCACAGGAAGACAGGUUAUCAUGCAGAAACGUGGAAUUACUGUGAAAGCCUUUCUAAGUAACAGUCUCGACUUUUGCCAUGGUCACCAUAGCCAAGAAAUGUCCAAAGUAGGUGAGUUGCCACAAUUUUGGUAAUUAGUCACUUUUUCUUGUGUUCCAUGAGGUAAAAGCAGGACUCUCCAGGCUGCUCUGAGUAGCCUACGUUACAGAUCUGGGAAUUGUACAGUCGUAACUACUACUAUGAAGCAGGCAGCUAGCACUGGAAAACCCUCAAAGUGAUCCCAAAUUUUCCUAAGGUCCUUUUCUAUGGUGUUGCUUUAUUAAAUAAAUCAGGCCUUGUACUUUGACAGAAUAACACCUGAUUUCUUGCAAAGGUAAGAGGUGCAUUGGGCUCCAGGAGGAGCCCAGAAAUCCAACCCAGACCUUAUAAAGACUCUGAACCCUCCCCCACCCUCCAUGCCAGCGCUGGAUAGGGCUGGCUGUGACUCUCCUGCCAGAGUUAUUCCUAUAGGCUGCUAGGGUAGGCCUUCGCCUGCCCUCGCCCUUCCCGGGCUAGGCUUCAGAGUCCUCCUUGUCACCCUCCUGCCUCACUGACGGCUGUUCUUUUUCAGAGAAGGCAUCAAGUCCAAGUUCUGCUGUAGCCACUGAGUCUUCACUGCAGUGUGGCCCUGUGUCAGGGCACGUGUGACGGUGGCAUGGGAAGAGGUACACGGAGUCUGCAGGAGCUUGGGUGGUGGUGAAAGAUGGCUGUCACCACAGUGCCAGGCCCUGACAGUAUUCCAGGUCUCUCUGCAGAGAAUCAGAGGUGACAGACCAGGUUUUUCUCAAGGUUGCAGGGUUCCCAUUGUGGCAGGCAACUCCCACAGCAGGUGGCUGGGCCCCUAGGAGGAGUAUCAGAAAGAUUCCUUAGGUAGCUCCUCUCUUCUGAGGGUGUAGCUUUCCCUCCCUCCCCCCUGACUUUGCUAUUGAUUUGGAAUGACAGAGAAUGUUCCUCAGAGCCGUGAGGUCCAGCUGCAGUACUUCUCUUCCUUUCUGCCCCAGCUUAGCCCACUCACUGUCUUCUCUUGGUUGAAUUCUCUGUAGGACAGGCUCUUUUGUUCUCAUCCUCUGGGCUCAUAGUCUUCUUAAAGAAUUAUAUGUUCCUGGUAUAGAGUCUCAGAAAUCAGCAUUGAGCUUUUCUUUGAGCAGUUUAGUAAGCAAAUUCAGUAGCAAAGUGGCAAAAAAAAAAAAAAAAAANAAAGAAAGAAAGAAGGAAGAAAGAAAGAGAGAAAGAGAAAGCCCAGCACUCCAGCCGGAGGGGCCUCAUGCACCCUGACUGCCCAGAUUCUCUGUUUGUGGUGGCGGAGCCUCUAUGUGCUGCUGCUGGUGUCCCAGCGCCCUGUGCACACAGCAUUUUAUGGCGUGUCACAGUCUUCAUUUUAAAAAGAUGAAAGCAUUUUGCACAGAGAAAGAAAAGACCCAUGAAUGUCAUCUUUUAUCUUUCUCAAAUCAGUUGAUAUUGGAAUUUUUGUUUUUGAUAAUGCACUUGUAAGCCAGUCUCCCCACAAUCUGGGUAGUUUUUAUCUCUCACUACAGUUACCUCUUGUCUCUCCUGUCUUGACUGCUGACGUUCUCCGUGAUUCUGAUGUCUGUGCUAUGGGGAGCAGCCUUCCCGUGGGAUUCCUAGUACACUCUGCAGGGCUAUCUUUAUUAAAAAAAAAAAAAAUUAAAAAAAAAAAAGUGAAAAUUGUCGCUCACCUCAUGGGGGAUUUGCAGAAAAACAUUUAGCCCACCUUGAACAAAGAUUAGAUUCCUUGUUUUUUUUUGUUGCUUUGUUUUUAACUCAUUGUAAUAAUUAAAAAAAAAAAACCCAAUUAAAAAUUAUUGUGCUACCUCAGAGGUAAAAAGAUUCUAAGGUCCUGAGUUACACACAUGGUGUUUGAAAUGUCUCUCAAUUGGAGUUAUGUUUUAAAUCAUUGGGGUAAAUCUUGAUUUAACCUGUUUUACACUUGUAUUUUAAUCUCAAAAGGAUAUAUGAUUGGCAAGCACACAAUUCUUGAUCUGUAGUCUUGAACACAGAAUCAAAGCCACUAGCAAGUAAUUAAUCAUAGUUUGCUGUAAACAAGGUUGGGUUGGGGGUUUUGUUUGUUUUUUAAAGGAAACUCUAGGGCCCGGCUUCACUCUUGACUAAUAAAGGCUGACAAAUCAUGUCUGA